Vombatus ursinus (common wombat) is the source of this 825-nucleotide messenger RNA. It is a transcript of the gene PLEKHA2, whose product is annotated as pleckstrin homology domain containing A2. The record is from RefSeq and is a predicted model, not a curated record. NCBI's taxonomy places the organism in Eukaryota, Metazoa, Chordata, Mammalia, Diprotodontia, Vombatidae. The coding region runs from base 334 to 825 and encodes 163 amino acids. Gene Ontology annotation, molecular function: PDZ domain binding. Gene Ontology annotation, cellular component: cytoplasm; membrane. The transcript is spliced from 6 exons.
ACUCCCCCCUCCCUACUCCCCUUGGGGGCCGGCCUCCGAGCAUUGUACUCACAUCCGGGGGUUGCGUUUUGCUUUAGUGCUAAGCGUAAUUAACCCGGAAAAAAGGGCCGAGAGACCAGAAAGGGGGAGGGGGAAGAAGGAGGAGGAGGAGGGACAGAGAUACAGAUACAGACAGAGACACUGACAGUUCUAGGGACCGAGAGAGAUUGGCUGGGGGAUAGAGAGAUUUGGCCAGUGAGAAGGGAGAAGAGCCAAUUGGCAAACCCCUAUGUGAAGCAGCCGGAGAUCCCCGGGCCCCCUGCGCAGCGGGGGUGAUGUGAGCAGAGCACAGGAAUGCCUUAUGUGGAUCGGCAGAAUCGAAUUUGUGGGUUCUUGGACAUCGAGGACAAUGAGACCAGUGGCAAGUUCCUACGGAGAUACUUUAUCCUGGACACCCAGGCUAACUGCCUCCUCUGGUACAUGGACAAUCCUCAGAACCUGGCAAUUGGAGCAGGAGCUGUCGGAUCUUUGCCAUUGACCUACAUCUCCAAGGUAAAUAUAGCCACUCCAAAACAGAAACCAAAAACUCCAUUUUGCUUUGUCAUCAAUGCCCUUUCUCAGCGUUAUUUCCUACAAGCCAAUGACCAGAAAGACCUGAAGGAUUGGGUAGAGGCACUGAACCAAGCCAGCAAGAUCACAGUGCCCAAAGUGGGGAGCCUGCCCCUGGCUACUGAGGUUGCCAAGAGCCCAGCAAUUUCUCAGCCCCUAGAAAAAAAGCUACAGGUGGCAUAUAAGACAGAGAUCAUUGGUGGGGUUGUGGUACACACGCCCAUCAACCAGGUAUAG